AUGACUGGACAUUCGUGUGGUAUCUGGAAUUACCGAUCAGUUCCAAAGCCUACUGACUUUUUGUCGCUGAUAAUACAGGAUAUCCACAGGAAAAUUGUGCUUCAGCAGCAUGUUUUGGCUCAUCGUUCUGCCAUCUAUUGUCUCAAAUACGAUUGCCGCUCCGAUUAUCUUAUAUCGGCAUCCGAUGACUACACCAUUAAAAUAUGGUCUCUGCGAUCAUCUCAGCCUAGUCUCUCCGUCCCACUUCUACGUCAUACGCUUCGAGGCCAUUUAGCGGAAAUAAUUGAGGUUGACGUAUCUAUUGACAACCAUCUGAUGGUUUCCGUAGAUGCAGAUUGUACUUUGGUUAUCUGGUGCCUGCGCACCGGUCAGCCUCUCGUUUCGUUCCGCGGUUCUCGUCGCAACAGAGUCAUUUCGGGUUUGAGCUUCAUACCUAUUCCUCAACCAUCUGAAUUCCCAAAUGAGAAAGAUGGGUGGCUUUUGGUAUCUUCGUAUGGCUGUGGGCUGCAUUUCAUUCGCUACACACACACCCUUGUGGUUAGCGAAAAUGAAAUAGGCCUUGGAGUGGAUGGGUUUGUGGAGUGCUGUUGUAGCAUCCGUCUCCACCCCACUACCACCUUCAACACCCGUGAGUCGGAUACCGGUUUCUCCAACAACACUAGUGCUGUCGUUCUGGAUGUUAGUCCAGGCGGUCAUCACGUGGCGGUGGGCUGUACUGAUCACAGUGUCCGCAUGUUCACCUUUUCUGAAGGUGGAUGCCCCAUUUCAGCUGGUCGGUUAUCUGCUCAUGAGGAUGAUGUGAAUAGCGUAGCCUUCAGCAAUUCUGGAGUGCAACUAGCCACUGGGUCCGCCGACGGAGGUAGCUGUUGGCUCUGGAAUCUUCGGGCCGGUCUUUGGACAGGAUUAGAACUAAAGCUUCGCAAACGGCCAAAGAGUCGUCCUUGUGUUCUGCGCUGGAGCUGCAAAGAUACUUAUCUCGCUGUCUGCCUCAAGAGUGGAGCUGUGAACGUCUUCAGUGGAAGGAAUGGUGAAAGAGUUGCUAUUCUCACGGGUCACGAAGGCGCAGUUUACGCGGUUGCCACUUCACCACUCUGCGAGGAGAUUUUAGCAACCGGUGGUGCCGACGGCCGCUUCUACAUCUGGCGCUUCGGCACAUCUGCGGCUGUCAUACCUUCCAUUCUCUUUUUUUAUCGCUUUCCUGCACCUCAGCCAACUACCGACCUGGGCAUCACCUGGUUGCAAUCCACGGAACUUGAGGUCCCGUUGGCUGGAGCAACGGGGACGGCAACGUCGGAUUCGCUCCAAGGUUCGGCGACAGUGGCAGUGGAGGAUGAUGAAGAACGGCGUCGGAUUCGUGGAGAGGGUGGACUACAGAGUCAACGCAUCACCUGUUGCGUCGCCAUGCCGACUGCCAACGGGCCGGGCUUUCUGGUGGCCACGAAGGCUGGUGUCAUCUCAUUGUUUGCUCCGAGUCAAGAAAUAGAAUCCGUGAAACGGCUAUCCGGUGCUGAGCCACCACCCUAUGAGGAACAGUUUCUGCACUGGGAGAUGGAUAACGCGGCGUUGCGGGAGGUGUCCCAGCCAUCGAACACCGUAGCGUUGGCUCUGGGUUCUCCAGCUUCCAGUCAGUCAUUCAACGCAGGCUCCACCUCACAAGUUCAACAGCCUCAGCAGCACCAGCAGCCUCAGCAACAGGACGCGUAUUCGUCAUAUAGUAACAGCAACGACUACAGUAUCACUGGGAUAUUUCAACCACCGCCCUGUGUACUUUUCCAACUUGUCCACGAGCCCAGUGGCGUGCCUUUCUCUCGACUACCACCGGCCUACCUGACCACUCUGAGGGGCUACCCCUACUCCCCGGACAGACAGAUUGCUCAGGUGCCUGGCAGAUACGCUUUCAGGCCAAUCGACGCUAGACCAACUACCAUGGUGGACGAUGACGGUGAGGAGGUAGUUGUGGACGAUAUCCAGUUCGCUAAUAACGUUCCAUCCACCUACUGCUGCCCCGCACCCCUUCCGUCGUCAACACCACGAGACUACACCAAGACUUACCUCUGGUGUUGUCACUGGCUCUCGGGUAAAGAUGAUCUUAUUUGUCCUCUCUCUAAAAAUGAUGUAAAAUUGGAACUUGAUAAGUUUUUAAUUCGACAAGAGAGUGAAAAGAAGGCCUCUCGUGAGGGAUUGCAAACUCUCACCCACUCAAUACCCAGCCUCACCAAUAAGGAUGUAGAUGGCGCAACGACUGCUCCCGUCGAGAAUGCCAUUCGGUCGGCGGCAGCUCUAGACGAGACACAAUCGUCGUCGUUAGUGGUUUUGGUGGGCGAGGUGGGAGGUGGAGAUGGGGACGAAGGUGGGGUCUUUCGGUUACCCGGUGACUCUCUUUUGGACAUGGAUGGUGGCGAGGUGGCGGACGACUCAGAGAACGAUUCAGAUUGGUCAGCGCACAGGGACGCGGAGGCCGGCUGGGGCUCCAGCCGAACUCGUCGCAAUCGUCCCCCGACAACUCGAUCAAGAACGCGACGCUGGCACCUCGAGGCUGCGGAACAGCCGCCGUCUACAAGUCGUCACCGCAGUGAUGUAGAACUGGCAAGUCCACUGCUGAACGGCAGCCUCGACGACUCCGUAAUUCGCCGCUCGGCCCGACAGCGCCAGAGGCUGCGGCGUGAGCGUCAGAAUCAACUCUCUCUGGCCACCCAGCUGGAGGCGGUGCGUACACUGCGGCGUGCUCGGCGCUCCGAACGCCUACGACGAUUUCGACGGCAGCGUGGCCUUCCCGAGACGGUAACCAUGCUACGAAGGAGUGCUACAAUGCCGAGAGACGUGACAGAGCCUGUGGCUCUAAACAGUCUGGAGGACCUCGAGAUGAACGAUGAAGUAGUUGAGGUGGCAGACGCCAUCCCCGCUAACCCUAAGGAGCGAACCAAGCAGCAAAUCAUUCGCAGUAUCGAUUUUAUCAAUUCGCAUCAUGUGGAUUUGCCUCUUCUUGAACCACCACCAAACGGCUUUCCCGGCGUCUCCAAUCCUACAGGAGGCGUGACACCCGGACCUCUGGACUCUGAACCUGUCUCAUGGUUGGGACCGCAUUUGGAUUGGCUCUCCGCCACAAAGCCCUCUGCGUCCCCUUAUGUGCCUCAACUGGGUGAUCGAUUGGUCUACGUGAUGCGUGGACAUAAGGAGUACUUGAGUCGGGCCUGGCAUGAAGGAUCGGUUCCGGCCAUCGAUGUCAUCAACUCUGAUGGUGGUUGUCUGGAAGCAGAGCGGCUUCCACUACCUUGGGAACAGAAUUCCACAUUGCCUGGCUAUCUGUGCUGCCACGUCUCCGAAAUGGCAGUACAUUUUAUGCGAACUACCAACGCACUCAGCAAUCGGAGGCCCCAUUCCACCGCUUUCACUUCCUCUUCUCUUCGUCACCGCAAUGCCACCUCUGCCAACACCACCUCUACCGGUCGUUUCACGCAAUCCCUGGUUCGAGCUUCUCCUGCACCAAUAGACCCCGUUACCGAUACCACAGACGCUGUUGACAGCUUUGUGCGUCUCGUAUCCCUCCGCCUCGUUGUGGAGAGGCAGCAGCCCUACUCUUCCCUUACUGACUCCGAAGUCAGGUCUCUAUCACCCCUGCCUAAGGAAAUAUUCAUCCGUUACCAUGAUGUUGAUGGGGUGCUUGACUUCCUUGUCCUUCGCAGUGUCUUUGAUGAAGCUAUCAAUCGCUCUUGGAACGCUGGUGACGUCUUCAUUUGUCCCGUGGAGAAUGUUUGGUGGCGUGGACGCGUUCUCCGCGACUUUUCCGUCUUCAACCCCAGUACUUCCUCGUCCACACUUUCUUUGUCUCCAAGCGAUCCUUGGUUGGGAGUUCGAGUCCGUUGGUUGGAAAAUCACGAAACAGGAGCUGCUCAUGAACCUCUUCUACCACCGAGUCUCUCUGAUUGUCCGGGUGUGGAGUCUCUGGAAGGCGGUUUUGACGGUGAUGUUGUCAUCACUUUCUCGGACUGCCUCAGCCCUUGGGAUAUGCAUCCCUGGGUCAGCAGGCUUCCCAUUUCCGAUGAUCCAACAACGACCUUUUCUUCAGUCUUCAUGCACAGCGGAGAGAUUAGGAUUCCAGUGGAUCGAUUGACGCGACUUUUUGGUUCUCGGGGCUCCCAACCUAUGUCUGUGUCCUCUUUGGAACCUUCUACAUCUUUUAACCACACUAACACCACAUUUGGUGAGGUCAUCGAACGUAUCAAAGCUGUCCUCGACAAGCUGAUGACACUAAAUGCUGCCGUAGCAUUUAACAGUCCCGUGGAUCUGGCAGCAUUUCCGAACUACAUCGUAGUCAAUCCAAAUUUGGUAGACCUUCUCUUUAUACGCAAUCGCCUAGAAAACCUCUUCUACAGGCAAUCGGAAGCUAUUCGCUUCGACUUAGAGCAGAUUUUUAAGAAUGCCCUUCGCUACAACGAACCGACGAGCCUCAUUGUGCGCCAGGCACAGCUGGUUACUUCUCUAGCUCUCAAGGCCAUCUCCGACGCGAGUUUCAAUCUGGACAAAUUGAUGGACAACUACAUAUCAGCAGUGGCCGUGGAUCCCCAACUUGAUCCUGCAUUCGAGGUGCCACAGAAUUCCUCGUCUUCCACACUACCUGCAGUGCAUGAGGCGGAAGAUGACGAAGAAGGAGAAGGCGAGGAAGAAGGGGUAGAGGAAGAACAGGAGGCAUCAAUUGAAGACGCUCCAGUUGUUCUACCCUCUACGUCCUCCCCUGACUCCCCGCCUGCUGUAACUACGAAACGUUCUCGAUCAUCAGAGAACUCGACACACCUUGCUCCAGCAUCAAAGCGAACUGCUCUUAACGGAACUGGGGGAUCACGUUAUCCCCUACGGACUCUCACCGCCCACCCUCCACCACCACCACCGCUGCCGUUGCAUUCAACUGAGACGGAGGCAGGUGAUGCACUUGACUGGCGAAAGGUAUGCCGUCAACUCCUGCGAGAGGUGAAACGUGAUCGACGCAGUUUUUUCUUCCGUGAACCUGUCAAUAUUAACCAGUAUGCGACCUACAGACAGAUUAUCCAAAAUCCGAUGGAUCUGGGUUCCGUUCAGACUCGUCUUUUGCAGCAUGCACCCCAAGGUGACAUUGACACCUAUUCUGGGCCGCGUCAAUUCCUCGAAGACCUUGAAUUGAUUGUCAACAACUCUCGUCUCUUCAACCGCGACUCUGACACUCAGGUAUACUCGGAUACUCGAUGGUUGUCGCGGUGGAUAAAAAAGGUUGCGAGGAAGCGCCUCUCCCUAUACCUAGGAGACGACUCCCUUCCGGCUUUUGGUGAAUCUGCACAGUACGACAGCAACAAUGACAACGAGGUUCACCAACGUCUACGAAGCCUUAGGCCCUCAACUAGAGCAUCUCUACCUGUAGCAACUGUUCCCGAACCAGUCAAUAUUUCCAACGGCGUGGGACAGAUGCCUGAAAGGAACCGUGAGGCAGCAACGGUGGAUGUUUACUCUGGCGGCGUCGGUAGAAUUCGAGCUAGCCGCGGUCGCAAAUCUCGACGUUCAUUGCGUACUCACGGAACCCCCCACAGCACUACUUCCUCGUCUUCCAGUACCUCCGCCUCCACUUCUGUGGGUCGUUCCACACACAGACGUUCUCUGCGUACUUGCUACACUCUUGAGGCACCUAGACGCAGUUCUAGACGUCGGCUGUGCCGCGCGCAAGUGGAAGAGGGGGAGCAAUUGACUCGGUUACGACCCAGACGUAGUGCUGCUUUGAGACAUUACUACGAAGUAGAUGAGGAAGAUGGUGAGGAGGAGAGGUCGUCUCAAGAUGGUGAGGGCAUCUGCCCUUGCGGUGGCUCGUGUUUGCACUUGGACGAUGGCUAUAACUGCAUCCCAAUUUGGGGCAAGGGGUUGGGACGCAUUAGAGGCCUCAAGCGCUCCGUGGGUGUUAUCGUGACCAGUGGUUCGGGCCGACUACGGGAAUCACCUGGGUUGUUCUUGGUGGGCGAUGGUGCGCUUGUCGUCGGUAGGGGUCUGCGUGUGGUUGAUGCACUGUCCAUAUCACUCUGGGUCCUGUAG
This is a messenger RNA of Echinococcus granulosus, 6048 nucleotides long. RefSeq names its product PH-interacting protein. Gene Ontology annotation, cellular component: nucleus. Gene Ontology annotation, biological process: regulation of transcription by RNA polymerase II; cytoskeleton organization; regulation of cell shape. Bases 1 to 6048 code for a protein of 2015 amino acids. NCBI's taxonomy places the organism in Eukaryota, Metazoa, Platyhelminthes, Cestoda, Cyclophyllidea, Taeniidae. The transcript is spliced from 22 exons. Gene Ontology annotation, molecular function: protein binding. The record is from RefSeq and is a predicted model, not a curated record.